Messenger RNA from Syzygium oleosum, 846 nucleotides. Its product is annotated as transcription factor bHLH104-like. Gene Ontology annotation, biological process: intracellular iron ion homeostasis; regulation of DNA-templated transcription. The transcript has 5 exons. Bases 1 to 744 code for a protein of 247 amino acids. Lineage: Eukaryota; Viridiplantae; Streptophyta; Magnoliopsida; Myrtales; Myrtaceae. Gene Ontology annotation, molecular function: DNA-binding transcription factor activity; protein dimerization activity. The record is from RefSeq and is a predicted model, not a curated record.
AUGGAUUCGACGGAUCUCGAGCUCGGGCUCGGCGACGAUCCCAGCUGCUGGGACUUCCUCGACUGCUCCUCCCUCUUCGGCGGCGGCGGCGUCGGGUUCCGAACUUCUCCCCUUCUCGCUUUGACAGCUUUUUCGAUUGAUUUCGCCCGUCUUGCCAUUCCUGGUUGUAGCGCCGCCGCCGCCGCCGCUGCGGGGGGCGUCGAUUUCCCGGCGGGGGACGAGCUCGGCGGGACGCAAUGUCCCCGGAAGAGGGGACGCGGUGACGCGUGCAGCCAGCCGCGCACGAAAGCUUGCCGCGAGAAAUUGCGGAGGGAGAGACUGAACGACAGAUUUCUAGACUUGAGCUCUAUCUUGGAACCUGGAAGAUCAGUCAAAACUGAAAAACCGGCCAUACUUGAUGAUGCUAUUAGAGUUUUGACCCAGCUUAGAGCUGAGUCUGAGGAGCUCAAAGAAACAAAUGAAAAGCUGCAAGAAGAGAUAAAAUGCCUGAAGGCCGAGAAAAAUGAGCUUCGAGAAGAGAAACUUUCAUUGAAGGCUGAUAAAGAAAGGAUGGAACAGCAUUUGAAGGCCAUGACUGUCCCACCUGCCGGGUUUGUGCCACCUCAUCCGGCUGCAGCAUAUCAUGCUGGGGCGAAUAAGAUGCCCGUAUUCCCCAGCUACGGAUUCAUUCCAAUGUGGCAAUACAUGCCCCCUUCUGCCCGCGAUACGUCAUCCGAUCAUGAGCUGAGGCCUCCCGCUGCUUAGUUAAGGUCGUCGGUUGUUGCGCUGUUUCUUCGCCGUACAAUAAACUCGUGGUUCCCAUCGUAUUCUGUCAUGUAUAUAUUGCUCAAGUUUUCAUGUGCCCCA